UACCUUUCUUGCUCUUUAUACUUCCAUUACUCUGCUUAGAAUCUCAGUGUAACCUCACUUGCAGAUGGGGAAUGUAAAUCAAAAACAAAAACCCCAACAACUUGAACAUCAAAAUUCAUCAUCAUCAUCCACAUUCACUUGUGAGAUUUGCAUAGAACCAGUAACACAUCCCAACAAGCAAUUCAACAACAGUAACAAAUGCACUCACCCCUUUUGCACAGAUUGUAUCAUCAAGUACAUCCAAGUGAAGCUCGAAGACAACGUAUCCGACAUCAAAUGCCCAGCGCUAACCUGCGAUCGCUCACUCGACCCGUUAUCAUGCCAGCCAAAACUUCCACACCAACUGUUUAACAAAUGGUGUGACUUACUUUGUGACUCUGCCGUGUUAGACUUUGACAGGGCUUACUGCCCGAACCGAGACUGUUCGGCAUUGGUUGUUAACGAGUGUGGUGGUAGUUUAAAAAAAUGUGUGUGUCCCAACUGUAAGAAACCGUUUUGUUUUCGGUGUAAGGUUCCGUGGCAUGCGGGUUACAGGUGUGAUGAGACGGGGGAGAUUAUGGAUCGAAACGAUGUCGCUUUUGGUGUUCUUUUGGAGAGGAAGAAGUGGAUGAGAUGUCCUAAGUGUAGACAUUGUGUUGAGCUUGUGAAAGGUUGCUUCAUUGUUAGAUGCAGAUGUGGAGUUAAAUUUUGCUACGGAUGUGGUAAAACGGUGUGCAAUUGUCGAGCUUCUAUUCUAGACUACAUUUUUCGUUUCUGCAUAGUGAUUGUGGUUUUCAGUCUACUCUGUCUUUUAUUUACAUCCACAUGAUGAGAUAUAACAGUUCGAUUAUCGUACUAAUGUAAAUAAAACUACUAAAGAAGGAAAGUUUUAGCUCUAUGUUUGUGUUAUAUAUGUUGUUUGGUUCUGGAUUGAA
Helianthus annuus (common sunflower) is the source of this 914-nucleotide messenger RNA. Its product is annotated as probable E3 ubiquitin-protein ligase RNF217. The coding region runs from base 65 to 808 and encodes 247 amino acids. NCBI's taxonomy places the organism in Eukaryota, Viridiplantae, Streptophyta, Magnoliopsida, Asterales, Asteraceae. Gene Ontology annotation, cellular component: ubiquitin ligase complex; cytoplasm. The record is from RefSeq and is a predicted model, not a curated record. The transcript is spliced from 2 exons. Gene Ontology annotation, biological process: protein polyubiquitination; positive regulation of proteasomal ubiquitin-dependent protein catabolic process; ubiquitin-dependent protein catabolic process. Gene Ontology annotation, molecular function: ubiquitin protein ligase activity; ubiquitin conjugating enzyme binding; zinc ion binding.